Closterium sp. NIES-67 is the source of this 1795-nucleotide messenger RNA. NCBI's taxonomy places the organism in Eukaryota, Viridiplantae, Streptophyta, Zygnematophyceae, Desmidiales, Closteriaceae. The record is from the annotation of a GenBank genome assembly.
GAGAUUGCCGAAUUUCAUUCCAACCCAAGAAUCCUGGCCUCCCAUUCGUCGUGGCCGCGGAAAGUCGACAGCUUUCUCGUCCGCGCAAAGAUGGCAAUCGGUAGUGCUCGAGGUAGCAGGGCAUAGGGAAAUCCACUGAACAGCUUUCUACGAACAAUCGAACGAGCUUUCCUGAUCAAGAUCGGUAAUUUAAGAAGAAUAUUAGCGGUCCGAGGUAAUCGAAGGAGAAUAUUAGCGGUCCGAGAACGCGCCGGAGAUAACGCCGCAUUGCAGAGAGCACGCAUAGUAUCUUUGCGACACGCAUCGGCCUGCUGUGUCGGAUUACAGCAGCCAUGCAAUCCGUGCGCUCCACUCCAGAAAACCCGUCAGCGUCCAAAUCGUGUGGUAGACGCCGCACUACGAAUCGCACCAGAAGGUCCGCCGGCGACGCGGCCUACGCGGCCAUCAGCGCCGCGUUCAGCGGCGGAAUCCGCGGGAUCGUGUCGAGAUUCCGCGACUCGGUGGCGCGUGUAGUAGGGCGAGGUUGUGGGGAAGAUUCCAAGAGAUUACGAUGGACAUGGGGAGCGUGGACAGGAUGGGGGGUGGGCAUGAGCAUGGGAGGCAGAUCGGGAGCAGCGGACUCAUCGUUGCGGCGAACCUGGUGGGGGAGAGGCAGAUCAGCGGCAGUGGCGACUGCGAUGGUGGCAGGCGCGGUGGCAGUGGCGGUUAUCGUGCACUGCUGGAUGGAUAUGCUAGCACAGGAGCAAGUGCGGGUACUGGCAGCGUCAGCAGCGGAGAGCAGCAGCGCCACACUGCGUGAAAUAACCCGACUCACAGCAAGCCUCAAAGAGUACGAGUCCCGUCCCCUGCCGGGCUGCAUUCUAUACGUGGACGAUCGCACCCUCAAUGCCUCCCACAUAACCGGUCCCUGGCCCGUGUCCUCCUCUGCCUCCUCCGAUUCCUCCUCCUCCUCGGAUGGCUCGGAUUCUUACCCGCACAAUUAUAUGGAGGAGAACGGGGAGAACAUGCCGUACUGGGCUGCGUCCAAGAUCGUCAACAGGGCAUAUGCGCGCAAGCACGGGUAUCGAUUUGUUGCCAUGGACCCCUCACGGUACCAGCAAGACCGCCACCCUUCCUGGUUCAAGGUGCUCUUCAUUCAGGAGCAGCUCACGUGCUGCUGCCAGUGGGCGUUCUGCAUCGACUCGGACGCCUACUUCCGCUUCAGCACCCACCAGCUCUCCGUGGAGUCGUGGCUCUCCCAGCUGCAAAUCGAUGGUUACUUUGACUGGAUACCCAAAGACUACGGGGCUAGUCUUGUGAACCAGACCCAUUUCCCCCGCGACCCUGCCACGCUCCUGCUGCCUGAUGAUGGUGACAAGGAUGCAGUCUUUGCCCUCUUCCCGCGCAACGUGGACGACCGUUACUCGCAGUACCCGCAUGCGCGAGCCGAGGCGCUUUUCAACCCGGACCUUGAGUUUAUCAACGCUGGCGUCUCCCUUUGGAGACGCUCCGCUGCAGCUAUUGAGGCUUUGCGCGUGUGGUACAGGGAGCAAGAGGAAAGUGAGUUUCUAUGGCAACACCCAUGGGAGCAGCGUCGCCUUGCUCGGCUGGCUACCUUCUAUCGUAAGAACAUGGUAAUCGUUCCUUUUCUGGAACUCACUGGGCCCGAUGGGCGCAUGGUUCGGCAUUUUUGGAAGGGCAUGGAUAAUCGUGAAGAGGUUCUUAGAUUGGCUGUUCUAGGUUCAGUGGUUGCACAUGAAUUGUAUGAUUGAGUUGAAUGGCUGUAUCAGUUCUAUUAUGUCAAUCGUUGUGGCCG